AUGUUAUUUAUUAUUUUAAUUUUCUUAGUCGACAUUAUCAAAGCAGAGGAAUAAUUCCUAAUUAUCAUCAAUACAAAUCUGGGGAUCCACGAUGAUUUUGUAAAAACUCAUAUUGAAUUGGAUUCAAAAGAUAUUAAAAUCUUCUACACAGGAAUAAUUGAUCAAUAUCCUGCUUCUGCUGCUAGAUUUGAUCAUUUGACUUUUCGCGAUCAAAAUCAAUACUAGCUCUACGAACACGAAGUUCAUCAAUAGAAACACCAAUUAACAUGUUUUGAUUCAGAAUAUAAAGACACUUAGAUCGAAAAUGGAAUAAAUAGUUAUUAAAAAGUUUUAUCAAAAAAUGAGAAUAUUACUUUAGUCUUAGAUAACUCAUAAAUUCCAUGUAAUGGUUUUAUUUACGAAUCAAUUGAACCAUGGAUUACUGUGUUAAUGCAAUUUGGAAUAACAAAAACAUAUUUUUAUUUUAAAAUAUUCUUAAUCAUAACAAUUUUGUUCUCCUUUAUCAUACUUACUUCUGCAAUCAUACUGACUUGGUGGGAAAUAAAGAAAUUGGAAUAGAAGAUGAGAAGAAGAUCAUCGUUCCCAAGAAUAUUAUAAAAAUUAUAAAUCAAAUGA
Paramecium tetraurelia is the source of this 615-nucleotide messenger RNA. RefSeq lists its product as uncharacterized. The transcript has 3 exons. The record is from RefSeq and is a predicted model, not a curated record. Lineage: Eukaryota; Ciliophora; Oligohymenophorea; Peniculida; Parameciidae.